Messenger RNA from Effrenium voratum, 510 nucleotides. Lineage: Eukaryota; Dinophyceae; Suessiales; Symbiodiniaceae. The record is from the annotation of a GenBank genome assembly.
AUGCAGGCGCGGCGGGCACCGCGCCGCCGCGACGCCAUCGCAGUCCUCGCCGCCCAACUGGCCGCCGUCGCCGCCCUCAUCUGGCUGGUCGCCGGAACCGUGACGGCCCAGGCGGGCGAUCUGGAUGCGCUGGACAGUGGCGAGCCGGCCGUCCUUGCCUAUGCCGAGCCGGCGCCCGAGCGCUUCGCGGACCCGUUCGCCGGGCAGCGCGGCCUCGAAAACCAUGACGCCCAUGACGGCCACCCGCUGAACGAUGCGUGGAUGGGCCUGAACGCGGUGACCGCCGAUGGCGUGGUCGCCGGCUAUGUCAGCGACGCUUUCGUCAAUCCCGACGGUUCGAUCGACGAGGUGAUCAUCACGCCCGCGCCGGGAACCGCGCUGGCCCACCCGGUCUAUGUGCCGGUAGAUGCAGUCCAAUUCGACGGUGCCGAGGUCGGCCUGACGAUGACGAUGGCGGUCCUGGCCACGCAGGAGCCGGUGACCGAGGAUUUCGCCGCCUACGCGGAAUAA